Messenger RNA from Triticum urartu, 3776 nucleotides. Its product is annotated as protein MOS2-like. Gene Ontology annotation, cellular component: spliceosomal complex. NCBI's taxonomy places the organism in Eukaryota, Viridiplantae, Streptophyta, Magnoliopsida, Poales, Poaceae. Gene Ontology annotation, molecular function: nucleic acid binding. The record is from RefSeq and is a predicted model, not a curated record. Gene Ontology annotation, biological process: mRNA splicing, via spliceosome.
CUAAAAUAAUGAAGUUUUAUGUUUGUCCUAGAUCAAACUAUUUUAAGUUUGACCUACUCUAUAUUAUUUUUCUAAUAUCUACAGUAUUAAAAAUUUAUGGAAUGAAAAUAUAUGUUAUGAUGAAUUCUUUUUGAUAUAAAAGACAAGUGCUCUGCCCAUUUCAUAUUUAAUUGUGUCACACUAUUUAAUUUUGUCAUUAAAAAUUUCAACUGCUCAAAAAUACAACCUUUCGUCAAACGUGUGCUCAAAAACACCACUCGACAUCAUUACCAUUCGGUCAAAGGCCAUUGACUAGGGUGAAGUGACCAAAAAUGCCCCUGGGCCCCACUUGUCAGUGCUCCCUUAUAACUUGUGGCCCCUGGUUAUUAGCAUACCAAGAAUUAAAUUAGAAGAAAAUAAUAAUGACACGUGGGGAUUCGAUCACCCGCACCCGAAGCUAUUUUUACUUCUAAUUUCAUUCUUUGAGGGCUGAAAACAAGGACCCAUAGGUUACAAUGAGUUGUUGAGGAAACAACGACAAGUGGGGUCCAGCGGUAUUUUGGUAACUUCACCGCGGUCAAUGGCCUUUGACGGGAUGGUAACGAUGUCGAGUGGCAUUUUUUAGCACACGCUUAAUGGAAGGAUGCCAUUUUUUUUAGUAAUUAAAAAUUCUAGUGCCAAAAUUGAGUAGUGCGACACAACUAAUAGAAAACCUUUCAUAUAAAUAGGGAAAGGAGAAAAACUGUACAAUGGUUAUUUACAAACCUAGAGAAAAGCAAGCCAAAAAAUAUUACAUUUCCAAGGGGGCAACCACACAGCCGAAGCAAAAGCCAAACACACGUGGUGAAUCUAAUUAAGCUAAUUUGGUGUAGUAGAUGUUGGUAUAAUAUUUUUUUUAUAAGGACAACAAUGGCGGAGCCAGAACUUUUCUGGGGCCUGGACAAGUUUGAGCCUUAGGUGAAAGAAAAUUCGGUGUUUGAAGUACAACAUAUAAAAUGAUACCAAAUUUUAGAACCAUAAAUUCUAUCAAUAUAUUAUAUGUUGGAUAUCAUGAGAAUACUCACAAUUUUUUCGUCUUUCUUGGAAGAUGCUCAAUCUCACCUGGAUUAAAUUAAUCGGCAACAUUAGGUGGUGGUUGUGGCUCUGCUUCUGCUUCCGAUUACACUCUAUUCACAUUUGGAGUGCUUGGUAUAUUAACCCAAAGGGAUAAGUAUAUUUUUCGUCCUCGGAUUUUUUUCGAAAGUUUAGAAAUCGUCCCUCAACUUAAAAUCGGAUAAUUUUCGUCCCUCAACUAUCAAAACCGGAUAGUUUUCGUCCCUCACGCUGCUUCGGGUGGUCCCGUCCGCGUGAACAGUAAACCGAUGAACAGUAUCUUUUAGAAAAAGCAAAAAAAGUCAAAAAAAUCUGAAAAUUUGUGGGAUCAAAAUUCCUCGGGUGCGCAAGGUGCGUGAAUUUUUUUUGUGCUAUUUAGACAUUCCAGGAGCUCGUGACAAAGGAAAAACCAUAAAUAUGUACGUCAAUGAACAGUAAAUUUAUAAAAUAGAAAAAAAUUCAAAAAAUAUGAAAAUUGUUGACAUACAAGAUGCUCGGGUGCUCAAUGUGCCUGCAAAAUUUCGUGGUGUUUGGACAUUGUGGGAGCUCGUGGCAAAAAAAACAUUGACUAUGAAAGAAACUUUGAAAAAGUGCACUAUUUUUUGCUAGAGCUCCUUCUAUGUCAUUUCAGCACGAAAAUAUGCGAGCACCUUGCACACUCAAGCAUCUUUGAUGCCAAAAAAAUUCAUAUUUUUUUGCUAUUUUUUAAUUUACUGUUCACUGACGUACAUAUUUAUAAUUUUUUUUUGUCAUGAGCACCUGGAAUGUCCAAACAAUAUGAAAAUUUGUACGCACCUUGGGCACCCGAGGAACUUUGAUCCCACAAUUUUUCAGUUUUUUUGGUUUUUUGCUAAUUUUUUUAAUUUACUGUUUGCCGGUUUACUGUUCAUGACGGACUAAAACUGCCUGAAGCGGCGUGAGGGACAAAAACUAUCCGGUUUUGAUAGUUGAGGGACGAAAACUAUCCGAUUUUGAGUUGACCGAUGAUUUCUAAACUCUCGGAAGAGUUCGAGGACGAAAAAUAUAUUUAUCCCUAACCCAAAACCUCCUCAUCUCCGAAUUAUUGUUCACAAAUUAUUAUGUGCCUUGGUACAAUAGAAGUGGUCUUCGGGGCCAAUAAACCUGGACGGAGGGAGUAGACGUCCUCGUAGUCGAAGGGAACAUCUUCUGUCACUAGAUGCACAUCAUUAGAAGGUCCAAAAUAAAUCUAGAAAAAUACGAGCAUCAAUGUCAACUCUAGGAUUUGAACUCUUGUGGGCUCGGAUACCGCUAUCUUCCUAACCAUCCAACCACGGUUUGGUUCGCAAAAUUACCAUGGAGCCAGUGACGGAGCUACACACGCUUCAUUGGACGGGCCAUAACCGGCUAGCUUAGGAAAUAUGUCUGAAAUUUUGCUCCGAGAGCCUCAAUGCAGCACCACUCUACAUUGUAAUCUUAUCUGACUGGACGGGCCAUGGCAUGGUUUUGCCCAGCCGUAGCUCCGCCACUGCAUGGAGCUAAAACAUUGAUUCACCAAUGAUUGAACGGGUUGAGCAGCCUCACCAAUGAAGAAGCCCGGCAUGACCUCCUCCUCGAUGCUUUUUGUGUCGGGUGAGGGAAGCAGGGCUCAUGCGCCCUGUAAGCGUGGGCCGGCCCAACAAGCGAGCUUUCGCUCAGUCAUCCCCCUUCGAUCCCUCGGUUAGCCGGUCAAAAUGAUCAUGGUUCUAACAAAAUGUUUGUACAUCUAAUGGGCCGACCCAUUUCAGUUUGCUGGUCUGGGCGCUAUGAGCGGGUUGUACUGUUAAGACCAAAUAAAGCCCAUCCGAUCAGGUGUCGAAGACGGUUUGGUCGUGGACUAUAAUUGAUGCCAAUCAGACCCCCAAUGCCCCAACCCAAACUCCAUAUCAAUCGCACCGGAGAUCGCUGACGCCCGCCCGGCCGCGGCCAUGGAGGAGGAGAAGAAGAUGAAGCUCUGCUUCUCCAUCCCCUCGAAGCCCAAGGUCAAGCCCGCCACGCCCCCCGCCGCCUUCUCCGUCGCCGCCGUGGCCCCCGGCCCCGCCCCGCGGUUCGUCACCGUGUUCGAUCCCUCGGAAACCCUGACCCCAGCGCCCGCCGUCAUCGCGCCCCUUCCCGACUCCCGCAAACCCUCCCCAGCCGCUGCCGCGCCGGCCGCGCCCGUCGUCAUCGCGCCCCUUCCCAACACGCGCAGGCUCGCCGAGGCCCCCGCCUUCGUGCUCGGCGCCUCCGACAGCCGCUCCUCCAGCGCAGCCUACGGCCUCACCGUCCGCAACACGGAUUCGAAGAGGAAGCUUGAGCCCCAGGACGAUGCCGCUAGUCAGCAGCCGCCGCCUCCAGGCCCCAGCGGCGAGGACCUUAUGCUGCGGCGGUUCAAGGAGGACAUGGCCGUUCUCCCGGAGAUCCAAGGCACGGACGAGUAUGACGAGGUGCCUGUGGAGGGCUUCGGCGCUGCUCUCCUCGCUGGCUAUGGCUGGAAGGAAGGGGAUCCUAUCGGCAAGAAGUACAAGGGGAUGGGGGAUGUCAAGGUUCGUGAGCACGGCCGCCGCCGCUGCGGCACGCAGGGUUUAGGCUCGUAAGGUUGCCAGGUCGUGACAGUUCCUGUUUCUUGUUUAUUUUCUUGAUUUUAGUUAUCGUAUGUAUGUAUGGUUUUAUCCAGCGAGGGUGGAGCAUUGUUCUGAACUUAAUAGUAACAUCAGACUUUGUAUUUA